GGUUACAAUACUCUAAUUAUAAAACGUAAUUCUGAUAAAGAGAAACUGUACUUUUCCCUAAUCAUUGAUUCAUUGUGGUAAAUAUAAUUUGAAGAAUUAUAAAAAAUUAUAAAAUUUAUUACAAAAUUUAAAAGUCCUCAUAUGUCGGUCGACAACUCCUUUUCCUAUUUGUUUUCUUUUCACUUUUUAAUAUUUAUUUAUAUAUAAAUACGUAGGUUAUGAUGCCUAGUUUUUCAUCAAACUUCAGAACAGGGGCUUGCACUACCGUCUCUAAGUCACUGCCGUCAGUUCUUUUGUUGCUGUCUGUUGCUGUCCCUAUACUCCUGCCGAUGGAUGACUUUCUUGUAAAGAGACAAGAUAUGUGGAAACGUUCACUAAGAUUUAUCCUCAGGAUGACUUCGGGAGUAGUCUACUCAAUAGUGAUGCAUAUUUUGAUCAUCACAGCAUUCACUUUGCUAACUUUUCAGAUUUUCUAUACAAGGGGCGGCUUUGAUGUCGUCCUGUUUUUCCAUGUCAUAGGCCCCUCUGUCUUAUACCUUGUGUUUGGUUUAUUGGAAAUUGCCGUGAGGGCGUCUUUUAAAGACCAGAUGUGUGUCACAUUCUUCGGGCAUAUCAGCCAUAUGGUGGGAUCUAUGUUUCUCCUCACGUAUAGAGUUCCAUCAAAUCAUAUUGAGGCUUUUGCCUUUUGUUUCCUAGGAAUACCAUUCUUUUUUUGGACUUUUUUCGUUAUGUGUUCAACUUUUAUUCCAGAAUUUUUGGGAGAUGAUUCCUUAAUCCAACCAUUGGUUUAGGAUUUA
Messenger RNA from Brassica napus (rape), 797 nucleotides. RefSeq lists its product as uncharacterized. Bases 219 to 791 code for a protein of 190 amino acids. NCBI's taxonomy places the organism in Eukaryota, Viridiplantae, Streptophyta, Magnoliopsida, Brassicales, Brassicaceae. The transcript is spliced from 3 exons. The record is from RefSeq and is a predicted model, not a curated record.